Messenger RNA from Impatiens glandulifera, 3417 nucleotides. Its product is annotated as RNA cytidine acetyltransferase 1-like. The record is from RefSeq and is a predicted model, not a curated record. The transcript has 26 exons. Gene Ontology annotation, biological process: rRNA acetylation involved in maturation of SSU-rRNA. The coding region runs from base 89 to 3172 and encodes 1027 amino acids. Lineage: Eukaryota; Viridiplantae; Streptophyta; Magnoliopsida; Ericales; Balsaminaceae. Gene Ontology annotation, molecular function: 18S rRNA cytidine N-acetyltransferase activity; tRNA binding; ATP binding. Gene Ontology annotation, cellular component: nucleolus; 90S preribosome.
CAUUUUGAUUCUUUGAACUUCAUUCACUAGAAUCAUCACUAUACAGUAAGUUGUCGUCUUCAAUCUCCAGCAAUUUCUACAUAGAAUCAUGAGGAAGAAGGUGGACGAGCGUAUUCGAACUCUUAUAGAGAAUGGAGUUAAAUCCAGACAUCGUUCCAUGUUUGUCAUUAUCGGAGACAAGUCUCGUGAUCAGAUUGUCAAUCUUCACUAUAUGCUCAGUAAAUCAGUUGUUAGGUCACGGCCAACCGUUCUUUGGUGCUAUAAGAAUAAGUUAGAGCUUGCCAGUCACAAAAAGAAGCGUGAUAAGCAAAUCAAAAAGAAGUUGCAGAGGGGACAAUUAGAUCCUGAAAAGAUGGAUCCUUUUUCGCUAUUUGUUGAAAGUGCGGGGAUAACAUACUGUUUGUACAAAGAUUCGGAACGAAUAUUGGGGAAUACUUUUGGCAUGUGUAUAUUGCAGGAUUUUGAAGCAUUGACACCAAAUCUUCUUGCAAGAACAAUAGAAACCGUGGAGGGAGGUGGAUUAAUCUUAUUGUUGAUGCGUUCCUUGUCUUCACUUACUAGUUUAUGCACAAUGGUUAUGGACGUUCAUGAUAGAUAUCGGACAGAAUCUCAUUCUGAGGCUGCUGGGCGUUUUAAUGAGCGAUUUCUGUUAUCACUUUCAUCAUGCAAGGCAUGUGUGGUUAUGGAUGAUGAGCUAAAUAUUCUACCUAUUUCUUCCCAUAUGAAGUCAAUUAAACCAGCUCCAGCGAGGGAGGACUCUGAGGGGUUCUUAGAUUCUGAAAGGGACUUGAAAAAUCUGAAAGAGCAAUUGAAUAAUGAAUUUCCAGUUGGUCCUUUAAUUGGGAAAUGUUGCACAUUGGACCAGGGAAAAGCUGUAAUGACUUGUCUUGAUGCAAUCUUAGAUAAGACACUUCGUAGUACAGUUGCUUUGCUUGCUUCUCGUGGCCGUGGGAAGUCAGCUGCACUUGGAUUAGCAAUUGCAGGAGCUGUUGCUGCAGGGUAUUCAAAUAUUUUUGUUACUGCACCGAGCCCUGAAAAUCUGAAAACAGUGUUUGAUUUUGUAUGCAAAGGGUUUGAUGCACUUGAAUACAAGGAGCACUUGGAUUAUGAUGUAGUGAAGAGCUCUAAUUCGGAGUUCAAGAAAGCGACUGUACGAAUUAAUAUUUACAAGCAGCACAGACAGACAAUUCAGUAUAUACAGCCCCAUGAACAUGCAAAGCUAUCACAAGUUGAACUCCUGGUAGUUGAUGAAGCAGCUGCAAUUCCAUUGCCUGUUGUGAAGUCAUUGCUUGGUCCUUAUCUGGUCUUCCUUUCAUCGACUGUUAAUGGCUAUGAAGGAACUGGUCGAUCUCUGUCACUAAAACUUCUGCACCAAUUGGAGGAGCAAAGUCAGAUGUCAAAUAAAAAUGGUGAAACUUCCAUUUCAGGCCGACUCUUCAAGAAGAUAGAAUUGAGUGAAUCUAUCAGAUAUGGAUCAGGUGAUUCUAUUGAAUCGUGGCUGAGUGGUCUGCUGUGUUUGGAUGCUUCAAAUUCUAUUCCUGCCAUCACCAGGUUACCUCCGCCGAGUGAAUGUGAUCUAUAUUAUGUAAACCGGGAUACACUAUUUUCUUAUCACAAAGAUAGUGAGUUGUUCUUGCAGAGAAUGAUGGCACUUUAUGUUGCAUCUCACUACAAAAAUUCUCCAAAUGAUCUACAAUUAAUGGCAGACGCUCCAGCACACCACUUGUUUGUGUUACUAGGUCCUGUUGACGAGUCAAAAAACCAUUUACCUGAUAUUCUUUGUGUCAUCCAGGUCUGUCUCGAAGGGAAGAUCUCUCGUACCUCUGCUAUGCGAAGCCUAAGCGAUGGUCAUUCCCCUCAUGGAGACCAAAUACCAUGGAAAUUUUGUGAACAAUUUCAAGACACAGUUUUUCCAAGUCUUUCAGGUGUUCGAAUUGUCCGCAUUGCAACCCAUCCAAGUGCCAUGAGGCUUGGAUAUGGUUCAGCUGCUGUGGAACUCUUGGCAAGGUACUUUGAAGGACACGUCACUCCUAUUUCUGAAGUAGAAGUUGAAGAUGUCGUACACCCAAGCCCUGUUAGAAUUUUGGAAGCUGCAAAGAGGGUGUCCUUGCUAGAAGAAAAUGUGCAACCUCGUGCAAACCUUCCACCUCUACUUGUACAUCUCCGUGAAAGGAAACCUGAAAAGCUCCAUUAUAUUGGCGUCUCAUUUGGUCUUACACUAGACUUGUUCCGCUUUUGGAGUAGACACAAAUUUUUACCAUUCUACAUUGGACAAAUUCCUAAUACUGUGACUGGUGAGCAUACAUGUAUGGUACUGAAACCACUGAACAACAAUGAUGUAGCUGGCUCAGGGCCAUUGGGCUUUUACACUCCAUUUUACCAAGAUUUUAGGCAACGGUUUAUGCGGCUCUUGGGUUUUAAUUUCCGUACUAUGGAAUACAAGCUUGCACUAAGCAUUCUUGACCCUAAAAUCAACUUCACUGAGCAGCCAUCCAACCUCUCAGAUGGUUGCUCGACUCCACUUACAGAAAUUUUGACACCAUAUGAUAUGAAGAGACUAGAAUCUUAUACAAACAAUCUAGCUGAUUUUCAUAUGAUUCUGGAUCUUGUACCAAUCCUUUCACAGCAAUAUUUCAGUGAGAAACUUCCGGUUACAAUAUCAUAUGCCCAGGCCUCAGUAUUAUUAUCCAUCGGAUUGCAGUUUCAAAACAUAACUCACAUUGAGGGAGGAAUGAAGUUGGAGAGGCAACAAAUAUUGUCAUUGUUCAUUAAAGUCAUAAAGAAAUUCUACAAGUACCUCCAUGAAGUUGCAUCCAAGGAGAUUGGUAAAACCUUCCCGCGAUUGAAAGAGGUCGUGAUGGAGCCUCAUCCUGUUUCACUUGAUGAAGACCUCAAUGAAGGUGCCCAGAAAGUCGAGGAUGAAAUGAAAGCCAAGUUAAUGGAUCCUGAGUUACUCCAGCAGUAUGGGAUCUUGGACAGGGAAGCUGACUUGGAGAAGGCUCUUGAAAGUGACGGCUUGAAGAUAAGUUCAAGUGGAUUGUUAAGCGUGAAAUCGAGUAGGGUGAAUACUGAUAAGGGAGGGAAGAAGAAAGAGGGUCACAAGGACGGGAAGAGAAAGAACAAGGAAGAAUUUUCUGGCUCAAAAUCUUCGGGUAAGAAGAGAAGACAUUGACCUGGUUUAUUCCCUUUAAGAGCAAAGGGACAAAAAUAGGGAUAAGUUUUGGUUAGGAAGAAGAUAGGCUCAGUUCUGUUAAAUUAAGACCAAAUUUUGCAAUUUUGUUGUGUCAUCAGGUUCAGUUUUAUACACAAUUCUUGUAUUUUCUUAAUUAUUAAGUUUGAGGUAAGCUACUUUGAUUUUUGAAGCUUUGUAUUUUAAUAGUUUAAAUUUAUUUAUAGGGGUUUAUCCCAGUUUUCUUA